Molecule: messenger RNA, 750 nt
Organism: Cryptococcus amylolentus CBS 6039
Lineage: Eukaryota; Fungi; Basidiomycota; Tremellomycetes; Tremellales; Cryptococcaceae
Exons: 2
Coding region: 1-750 (249 amino acids)
Source: RefSeq, a predicted model, not a curated record
AUGACGAUGGGCGAUUGGACGCCCACAGAUUCGAAUCUUCUCAACCCCCCACAGACAGCUCCCCCUGCCAUCCCCAGUGUCAAACCCUCCCUCAAGAGAAAAGCAUCCGCCUCCAAAGCUUCCUCGUCCAAAACCAUUCUACCAUCGAAAUCUAUGCCGCCCCCACGAGCUCCCCCAAGACAUACUAUUAUCGGUAACCUCAAUGGCGACUACUAUCCCUCGGCGGGGCAGCAAGCCGAAAGAAGCGGUAGCAGCAUCGCAUCUGGAUUUCGGACAAACGGACUGUCUGCUUAUCAAGUAGCAAAGCAGAAACAAGCAGAGGACGGGGAAUGGAGUGACGGAGAAGACUCUGAUGGGUGUGGGUUUGACGGGGAUCUGGAGAUUAUGGUGAAUGGUGUUCCAAGAGGGCAGAGGCUUGCCCAAGAUUCCUGGGCAGUGAUGGCUCAAGUCUUACAAAAUCAACCCCCCUCAUCCCCUACAACGCUCCAAAUACGGAACGAUGCCGAAUGGUACUACCAAGCCCUCGUCCAAAUAUCGAAAAGCCCAGGGCCGCACCAGAAGCCCCCCUGGGGCGACAGGAUGCACCGGCUGUUGAUGUUUUACACUUAUGUGUCGGACGUGGGGGACAAAAUUGUUUGUGCGAGGGCGUGUAAUUCUCUAGGGAGCGACUUUUCUACAAGAGGGCUGAGGGAGCUGUUGGGUGAUGCGGAGUACUUUGAGACGACUGGAAGUUUGAUCAGAGAUCCAUGA